AUGCCCCAAACUGGGAUUCUCAAAGUCGAAAUAUUUGAUGUUUGGGGUAUCGAUUAUAUGGGACCGUUCCCAUCUUCCAAUGGGAAUUGUUACAUACUUGUAGCAGUAGAUUAUGUGUCCAAAUGGGUAGAAGCCAUAGCUUCACCGACAAAUGAUUCCAAGGUAGUCAUUAAGCUCUUCAAGAAGAUCAUAUUUCCCAGUUUUAGUGUUCCACGAGCUAUUAUUAGUGAUGGGGGUACCCACUUCCAUGAAAGACAAUUGGAUAACCUCCUCAAGAAGUAUGGCGUAUAUCACAGAACAGGGCUUAGUUACCACCCCCAAACUAGUGGUCAAGUUGAGGUCUCUAAUAGGGAAAUCAAGGCAAUCCUAGAAAAGGUAGUAGCCAAAUUGGUUUAUGGUAAUGCAUGUCAUCUUCCCGUAGAAUUGGCGUACAAAGCUUUUUGGGCGAUCAAAGAGCUUAAUAUGGAUUCUAAGGCCGCGGGUAAGAAGAGACUCCUCCAACUCAAUGAGUUGGAUGAGUUUAGAUUGUCGGCAUAUGAUAGUGCGCAGAUUUACAAGGAGAAGACCAAGAAGUGGCAUGACAAGAGGAUCUUACCAAGAGAGUUUGCACCGGGAGAUAAGGUUCUUCUCUUUAAUUCUAGAUUGAAGAUUUUCCCAGGAAAGUUGAAGUCUAGAUGGUCUAGUCCCUUCACUGUCACAAAGGUGAACAAAUUUGGUUCGGUAGAGUUGGUGAAUGACAAAGGUGAAGAAUUCAAGGUGAAUGGCCAAAGGUUGAAAUUGUAUCAUGAAGGUGCUACCAUUAGAGAUGUGGAGGAGACUCUCCUAACUCCACUUCCAACAUGA
Chenopodium quinoa (quinoa) is the source of this 843-nucleotide messenger RNA. RefSeq lists its product as uncharacterized. Gene Ontology annotation, biological process: DNA integration. The record is from RefSeq and is a predicted model, not a curated record. Bases 1 to 843 code for a protein of 280 amino acids. The transcript has 2 exons. NCBI's taxonomy places the organism in Eukaryota, Viridiplantae, Streptophyta, Magnoliopsida, Caryophyllales, Amaranthaceae. Gene Ontology annotation, molecular function: nucleic acid binding.